This is a messenger RNA of Pichia kudriavzevii, 1041 nucleotides long. RefSeq lists its product as uncharacterized. The transcript has a single exon. Lineage: Eukaryota; Fungi; Ascomycota; Pichiomycetes; Pichiales; Pichiaceae. The record is from RefSeq and is a predicted model, not a curated record. Gene Ontology annotation, cellular component: small-subunit processome; nucleolus. The coding region runs from base 1 to 1041 and encodes 346 amino acids. Gene Ontology annotation, molecular function: RNA binding.
AUGGUGUCAACUCAUAAGAAAGAAAAGCCUUGGGAUACCCCAGAUAUUGACAAGUGGAAAAUUGACGAAUUUAAGCCUGAGGAUAACGCUAGUGGGUCUGCGUUUCUUGAAGAAUCGUCAUUUAUGACACUCUUUCCUAAAUACAGAGAGGAAUAUCUUAAGCAGGUUUGGCCAGAUGUCUCCAAAGCUUUGAAGAAGCAUCAUAUUGAAUGUACAUUGAACCUUGUAGAAGGUUCAAUGACUGUCAAGACAACAAAAAAGACAUUUGACCCUGUUCAAAUCUUAAAUGCAAGAGACUUGAUCAAAUUGUUAGCGAGGUCUGUUCCAUUCCCACAAGCGGUGAAGAUAUUACAAGAUGAUAUUGCCUGUGAGGUUAUAAAGAUUGAUGGGUAUGUAUCGAAUAAGGAAAGAUUCAUCAAGAGAAGACAAAGACUUAUUGGUCCCUCCGGUAACACUCUUAAAGCCUUAGAAUUGUUGACUGAUUGUUAUAUGUUAGUCCAAGGUAAUACGGUUGCAGUUAUGGGGCCACAUCUCGGGUUGAAAACCUUGAGGAGAGUUAUUGAAGAUUGUAUGCAAAAUAUCCAUCCGAUUUAUCACAUUAAAGAGCUUAUGAUCAAGAAGGAAUUGGCUAAGAAUCCAGAUUUAGCUAAUGAAAGCUGGGAUAGAUUCUUGCCACAAUUCAAGAAGAGAAAUGUUCAACGUAAAAAGACCAAGCAAUCUAAGGAGAAGAAAGAGAAGGUUUACACUCCGUUCCCACCUCAACAAUUACCUCGUAAAGUUGAUCUUGCUAUUGAAUCUGGUGAAUAUUUCUUGAGCAAGAAGGAAAAGAAGGUCAAAGAGCUACAAGAAAAGAAACAAAAACAAGAUGAAAUGAAGGAGAUGAAACAAAGCGAGAGAAGUAAGGACUAUGUGGCUCCUGAGGAAGACAUUAGAGAGAAUCCGUUGAUGAAAAAGUCAAAGAAAAGAAAGCAUGAUGAUUAUGAAGAUGAAAAUAAAAGUAAGAAGGAAAAAAAGCAUAAGUCAUCAAGUGACGAUGAAUAA